Rana temporaria (common frog) is the source of this 3492-nucleotide messenger RNA. It is a transcript of the gene STAT6, whose product is annotated as signal transducer and activator of transcription 6. Gene Ontology annotation, molecular function: RNA polymerase II cis-regulatory region sequence-specific DNA binding; DNA-binding transcription factor activity, RNA polymerase II-specific. The transcript has 22 exons. Gene Ontology annotation, biological process: defense response; growth hormone receptor signaling pathway via JAK-STAT; response to peptide hormone. NCBI's taxonomy places the organism in Eukaryota, Metazoa, Chordata, Amphibia, Anura, Ranidae. Bases 353 to 2731 code for a protein of 792 amino acids. The record is from RefSeq and is a predicted model, not a curated record.
CUUUCAAAUCAGGAAGUGAAAACAAGAAAAAAAAAAAAUACGCAGCAGACAGCAGAAAGAUUUUAGACCACUAAGGAAAUACAAGAAGCACCCUGUAUUAUAAUUGUUUGCUCUUCCUAAGGCUCCGUCUAUUGAUCUUUUAUUGGAUAAUUAGUGUUGUUUAACCCGAGCAGAUGAACUUGACAGCUUUUUAUUCUACGAAGAACAACAAGUAGCUCGGAAGAAAGUGAAAGAGGAAAGCUAUCGGUGUGGGGGAGGUCGUUUCGCAACCACCUCCCUCAUUAUCUCCUGAUCACGGAAGAGCUGGGAACUUUUCUUCUAGGAGACAAGAAAGGCACGUAUAUUUGCAGAUAUGUCCAAAAGCAAUUCUGUUUGGAGUUAUGUGUCGAAAAUGCCUACAGAGCAUUUAAAAAAUGUGUAUGGAGAUUUUCCCCAGAAAGUGAGGCAGCAUCUCGGUGACUUGUUGGAGAGGCAGCCUUGGGAACAUAUGACUGGAACAGAUUCCUUUUGUGUUGAAACAACAAGUUCUUUAUUAAGUCAAAUAGUAGAAGAGCUGGAGAAGGCAGCAAUCAGUUGUAGCAGUGACGCAAGAUUGAUUCUUCAAUGGGCAGAAGAUUUUAAGAGAAUGUCACUGCAUGACCCAAACAGUACAAUACUGUUUUUCAAGACCAUUUGUAAAGGGGAAAUGGAACUCGUUUUAAAGCAGUAUCCACGUUUGUCUGCAAGUUUUCAGGCUAAGCAGGAAGAAAUGAUGUUUCAAUACCGUUGUAACAAGUUACAGCACAAAAUGAAGCAGAGUUCAGUGGCACAACAAAGCUUGAAGGUUGCACUAGAAAAUCUAAAAUUCCAUGGACAAGGUCAAGAUCUGUCAGCUCUUCAAAAGCAAUGGGUAAUGCUAUUUGAAGAAUCGUUCCAAUUCCUGGCCAACGUUCAGGAUCAAGCACUCAAAAUAACCAGCAUCUGGAAGAGGCGUCAACAGAUGUCAGGGAAUGGGGCUCCAUUUGACGAGAAUCUGCUGCCCCUGCAGGACAGGUUGGAAUUCAUCUUUGGCAUAUAUGAAGAGCUUAUUCGCAUGAUUAGAGAACUCAAUGAGGCAGGGCAGAGAGCAUUGCCAACCGAGUAUUUGGAAAAAAUAUCUGCUGGCUUUACAUCACUAAUUAAAAGCUCAUUUUUGGUUGACAAGCAGCCGCCUCAAGUUUUGAAGACACAGACCAAGUUUCAAUCCAGUGUCAACUUCAUGCUGGGGUCCAAAAUUCUUUCUGGUGCUAGCAAAUUGCCUGUCAUAAGAGCCAAUAUCGUUACUGAGAAAAAGGCACAAGACUUGUUGGUGGCACCUUCCAAUGAGCCAUUAAAUGAUAGUGCUGGAGAAAUAGAAAAUGGAAGAUCUGUUUUUGAGUUCACCCAAGCCACACGGACAUGUGGAGCUGUUUUUAAAAAUAUGUUGCUAAAGAAGAUAAAGCGAUGUGAGAGGAAGGGAUCUGAAUCAGUCACAGAGGAGAAAUGUGCAAUACUCUUCACAGCUGACAUUAACUUCAGUGGCUCCAUUCACGUCAUUCAGGCUUUAUCGUUACCACUUGUGGUAAUAGUGCAUGGCAAUCAAGAAAACAAUGCCGAGGCCACCAUUCUAUGGGACAAUGCCUUUUCUGAGAUCGGAAGACGCCCCUUCUAUGUGGAAGAGAAAGUGCCAUGGAAGAAGAUGUGCCAGACUCUGAAUAUGAAAUUUAUGGCUGAGGUGGGGACAAAGCAGGAACUGAACCCUAUUCAUUACCGCUUUCUUGCCCAGAAGAUCUUUGGUGACAAUGGUAGUUAUGAUGAUGUUAAAGACCGUAUGGUGUCCUGGACUCAGUUUAACAAGGAACCUCUUCGGGAAAGAAACUUUACAUUUUGGCAGUGGUUUGAUGGCGUUGUGGACCUCACAAAAAAGCAUUUAAAAGAUUACUGGUCUGAUGGAUUAAUAUUGGGAUUUGUCAGCAAGCAAUAUGUGCACACUAUUUUGGGCAAAGCACACAAUGGUACCUUCCUGCUACGAUUUAGUGACUCUGAGAUCGGGGGCAUCACAAUUGCACACAUUGUUCGUGGAGAUGAUGGUUCAGGACAGAUCCAAAACAUCCAACCUUUCACAGCGAAGGACCUACAGAUUCUGUCCUUGGGUGACCGCGUCAGGGAUUUGAAACAGCUAAAAUUUCUUUUUGAUAAAGGGGAAAAAGAUGCAGUCUUUGAGAAAUACUAUAAAAAAGUCUCCACCAGCGGUGCUGGGUACAAGAGAACAGUUAUUAUAUUAAAAGUACUAGGGGAUGAAAAUGAGUCAAAGCACAAUCCUUCUCCAAUGGAUGUAGGUGACCCUUUCUGUCCAUUAACAAAUUGUCGGCAAAAUCUGUCUCCGAUAUAUGGUUCACCUGUUGGAAGUCCCAUAUCAUCACAGAUUUGUAACUCAACACGCAUAUGCAGUUCUCCAGGUGAAUUGGUCCAGCCAUUUCUACCAAUGCCAGAUCAAGCACCUUUUAAUAGGUAUAUGCCAAGUCCUGCUUAUCCAGGAAUGGAGAACCCAAUAUGGCCCAGAGCUUUCUAUCAGGAGACUUAUCACCCAGACCUAUCACAGACCUAUCCUAGUGGAGCUGUAAUGAGUCCGCUUGACGAGGUAUUGGAUAUAAUAAGCAGCGAUGCCAGCCAAUCCAACUUUUCCCCUCAUACUCUGCUUCCAAUGGAUGAAGACCCUGGCUGGAGAAACUGAGUCUAUCAAGCUGCAAUCUAAACACUUACGAACUGAACCACCUUUUACCAUGUAUAUUCUGGGCCAAAAGAGCAGCUCUGGACCAAUCAUUUGUCAAGACAAUCGCAGUUGUAAAACUUUUAUACAGGAUUUGUUGAGACUUCAAUUACAGGCAUCCAUUGCUAAUGACACCAUGGUUACUGUUCCAGACAGAACUUGAUUUAUCAUGUAUGGCAGUGUAUAUAAUGACACAGCGUGAUGAACUAAAACUAAACUUCCACUGUCAGGAUCUUCAGCAUUACGUUCUGUGAAAUGAUUCAUCCAGCAAGUAGUUGGCUUUCGGAAUGCGUGAGAAUGAAUUCUGAGCCCACGCAGCUCAGCCUCCUACCUGCUCUGAGGCUUUCUGGCAUGCAGUGGGUUGGGUUUUACGGAUUCUGGCGCUGAGCGUAGGCAUCGCUACCAAGGCAGUCAGAUGUGACCUUUUCUAGGCCUUGUGUGGGAGGGCCAUCAAGCUACCGAAUUCUUCAGACCUUGGAAGCAUGUUUGUCACAGGGUCUGAUAUUACAAUAUUACUAAAUAAAAUAAACUACUACAUGAAUGUAUUGUUGAAGUGACAAUCAUACAGCAAUAUACUUGUGAAUGAUUUUGCUAAUGACCAAGCAGGACUGAGUGGGACAUAUUACAAGUAAUUAUCAGUACAUCAUCAUUGACAAAAAAGCGGCAUGUAUCGAUAAAGGAAAAUGUAUACGGUAUAUCAUUUAUAAACUUUUUCAUCUGAAGAA